CUACAACAAUCAACAAUGGUAUAUCCACGACAGCGCGAAGUGAUAAUAUCGGGGAGGAAUUGAUUGGGCGAUGAGAUCAUGAAAAAAAAAAUCCAGCAGUCCAUCGUAUGUGCGGAUGCACCAUCGCGCACCAUCCCUACUUAGUAGGUAGGCUAUGCAGCCCCUCUGGGAAGGAUCAGCGGGCGACUUCUGCUGCAGUGAUAUUCCAUCGCUCAUCGACCCCGAAGGUGGGACAUCACCGUCGAGCAUUCAAGUGCAGCCAUGACUACGUCUAUGGGGAAUUCCAAUCCCUUAGAAUAUACUGCCUCAGCUGUGGCCUUCAUCAGCUCCGAAGGCCCCGACAUUCAUCAAGGACUGGGGGGUUAUUCACAGUACAGCUUUCAGCAGGAUCGAUUCAUGCCCGUGAACUGUCAUAGAUCCCUCGAAGGACUCCUCCAACAGUAUCUACCGCUGAAUCUAGGAUUGCAGCUUCCGAAAAACGCCAAUGAACUCGAACAACUGUCCGAAAGACUCGCGGGCGCUGAAGAUCGAUACAACGGGGAAAAGAACGGAUUCUGGCAUUCCAUCUGGUACAACCUUGGCGAAGGGGAGGAGGUCAUUAGCAAUUGGAUCGGUCUCAUACCCAAUGAGUAUGGUCUUGCUAUUGUGAAGACUGGGCUGGCAGUCGUAUUCAAGCUUGCCGAAAGGUCUGCCGAACGACGACAGAAAAUCCUCAAUACGUUUGUCGCGAUCCGAAAUGCUCUCGCAAAAGCCGAUCCAAAAAGGCGAAAUUUCCGAGCCCAUAAGGAUGUCGCUGCUUGUGCGGAAAGGCUCACUCAGACCAUCACUCAGAGCAUCGAAGACAUGAUAAAGUUGACAUCGGCUAAGCCCUCCUGGCUUAAGAGGUUGGGGAAUGUCCCCAAACCGAAGCAAAAGACGCCCCAAAAUCCAGACUACAUCUUGGAAAGGCUAGCUAAGUCGACGAGGGAGUUCGAAGACGUCGUCAAUCUCGCACGGGAUAAUACAAUUGAGGCCACUGGAUACAUGGCCCAGUCCAUCACAUCAGCGCUGCCGGUGAUGGAUGACAACAUACGUGGGACGUAUAAUCGCUUGCAGACUAUGGAUCGCAAACAGGAUGUCCGAGACGAGGAGAGUAAAAUGGAACGUCAGAACCUUUACACCAUAAUUGAAGAACAUCAUGCGACUCUGCUUGGGAUGGCGAGGGAGCAACAUGAAAACCAGCUGUUGGCCCGAACCACGAUGGUCCACUUGCUACGUGAGACUAAGAGACUGGAAGCCGAGAACAAACUGCUUCGCCGCCAACAGAGAUUUACCCCCAAUUUCGGAGGCAUCAUUGAUGAAAUCCAACUUAUUGAGAUCCUCACCCUCGCACCAAGCUUUGCAGAUGGCGAGUCAUCAGACUCGACCUACAUGCUCCGCCAACCAAACGCCGACUUGCAGCUGGCGUUGACAUACAAGGGAAAAUUGAACCCGGAAAGUCUAAGGAAGGUUCAAACCGCAGUUGUGACAGAUACCCGUGUUCUGGAAUGGCUCCAAUGCGCUGAAUCCGACCUCAUCAUGGUCGAUGCGAAGGCCAUCAAUCCGGGCAUGACUAAGAUAUCCGCCAUCUCGGUAUUCAGUGCCACCUUUAUUACCAGCAUGAUAACCGCUCGCCCGGAGGAUGUGGUCGUUCACUAUUUCUGUGGACAGCAUUUCCGUCCCAAGGAUACUUGGCACGGGCCCAACGGACUCGUACGCUUCAUUGCAAUGCAGCUGCUCAUGAAGCUGAUGGGAAUGAAGCAGGUCAACCUGAGCUUCAUUAGAAGGGAAACUUAUGUUCGAAAACUGGAGGAAUGUGACACCUGGACUCUUUGUCAUCUCCUACACCGCAUAGUGGCACAGUUUCCCCACGAGAUGACAGUCUGCGUGGUUAUUGAUUCUAUCUCACGAAUUGAUACAUCCAGAACCUCUGACGAACUUGGAGUCGUGAUGGACCACUUGCACCGGAUUGUGACCGACCCAUCCCUCCGCCCAACUGUCAAGGUCUUGCUGACCAGUCAAAUGAAUACCAGUCGAACAUUACUGCAGUCAGUGGUCUUCCAGGAUGAUCCAUCUCGCAUUGUUCGCCUAAUGCCGAAUAAAAUUUCCCGACCUUUAGCAGACAUGUCUGGGCGAGUUGUUCGUAAUAUGAUGUUCUGAGAUAAAUUGAGUGGGGUAUCAUGCUCGAUCCUGAUAUGAGCCUCUUCUUGAUAAUAGCAGGUGUAGAUACAUGAAUUUUUCCACCUCUUUGAUACAUCAUAAUCCUCAAAUCUAAUGCUACCGUGUGAGACAGGUGAUGGUAUAUUUAUGAUCUUACUGGGAGUGUUCGGGCCUUACAACGGGAUCAGACGUGGGUUUUGAUAGAUAUCUGUGGGUUGCAUGGAGAGGGAUUUUAUUAAAAUAGAGAGAAGGAUUUAUCUUUCAUAGAAUAUAUUAUGUAUCAACG
Messenger RNA from Aspergillus sclerotioniger CBS 115572, 2464 nucleotides. RefSeq lists its product as uncharacterized. The transcript is spliced from 4 exons. The record is from RefSeq and is a predicted model, not a curated record. Bases 262 to 2178 code for a protein of 638 amino acids. NCBI's taxonomy places the organism in Eukaryota, Fungi, Ascomycota, Eurotiomycetes, Eurotiales, Aspergillaceae.